Molecule: messenger RNA, 2141 nt
Organism: Strongylocentrotus purpuratus (purple sea urchin)
Lineage: Eukaryota; Metazoa; Echinodermata; Echinoidea; Camarodonta; Strongylocentrotidae
Exons: 2
Coding region: 1033-2010 (325 amino acids)
Biological process (GO): DNA integration; DNA recombination
Molecular function (GO): DNA binding; zinc ion binding
Source: RefSeq, a predicted model, not a curated record
UUUCCUGCGGUACAACGUAUAGCAGGAAAAUGUUGUAUAUGCGGAUCCGUUUAAUGAUUACGUAAUGGGAGUGGCGAGACGCCACGAUUCCGCGAAGCGGGAUGGUUUGAAUAACUUAGGCAGGUGUAAGUUAUUGUUUUGAGAAGGAAAGGAAUGUUCAGAAAGGCAUAAUAAGAGAGGGAAAUGGGCGUGGUAGCCAUUCUAGCUUUGUCAGACACUAGAUACACGACACGACUACGGGGACCGAGCCAGGAGCGACAGCUACUAUACGAUGGAGCCGAUGGACAUUGCCGAGCUUGUCCGCGGCGAAGUGAGGGAUUCACAGAAUACAUUACUGGAUAAAUUAGAAACGCUUGUUUCAGAUAAGCUUAAUCAUUUCCAGAAGGACAUAAACGAUUCACAAAUGGCUAUGAGCGAAGUACAGCUAUCAAAGAUGGAGGAAAUAACCAACACGACGUACAAGUUUAAAAAGAAGGGAAACGAGGAGCAGUACAAGAGCAAUACCAAGGUUUAUCAGAAGUUGUCUGAAGCAGAAUCUUUGCUGAAGAAAGACGCAGAUUUGAGCAGAGCUUCUACGGCAGCACAGAACAAAAUCGCCGAAGGUAAAGACAUUUUAGAGCAUAGGCAGAAAAUCAUCAAGCUUGCUGAUCAAUCACCUUUCGGAUGGCUUACAGUUUCUGAAUAUGAAACCAAUAGCCUAGCUCGGGAUUCGGACGACGAGAAAAGAAUCUGGAAGGCGGAGGCCAGAGCGAAACGCAAGAUGAAUCAAGCGCCUCGAAGGAAGAUAGCUUCACGCAAUCAGAUACGUCCCUAUCCAACAGAUCGUCAACCAGCAUCUCAGCAGUCUUCAAGGCCAUGGUCAAAUCCUAGCUCCAAGACAGAGGGAUGGGAUUUCAAGAGGAAAACGGGAGCAUGCUUCGCCUGUGGUAAAUUCGGGCAUUGGAGGUUCGAAUGCAGGGAGCUGGCAUCAAGCAGAGAAGCAAGAAAUGAAAAGAUACAGCACUAGGUGUAAGGACCGCCGUUAAGGAAGAGAUGAAGCGAGCUCAAGUUACGUCAUCAAAGUUCAUCCAGCUGGCAGAACAGAUGUCAUCGUAUAUCAUUAAAUCGAGAAGCGAAAACACAAACAAGAAGUAUUUCGCAGCAUUUAACCGAUGGGAUCUAUUCAUCAGUGCAGAAGGAGGGAAUUCUCUUCCAGCUGAAUCUAUUCACGUCGCCCUAUAUGUGACUCAUCUUAUUGACAAAGGACAUUCAUCGAGUGUCAUAGAAGGUGCUGUAUACGCCAUUAAGUGGGCUCAUAGUCUUAGAGGGUUCAGGGAUCCCACAGACAAUUGUUUUGUAAAGAAUUUGUUGGAAUCUGCCAAACGGCAAUGCAAGAAAAAAGUAAACAAGAAAGAUCCAGUUACUUCAGAUCAAGUUAAAGAGCUAUGUAAGAAGCAUGUUCAUACAGAGGACGCAAUUUUGCUCAGAGACUUAACAUUAUUAAUUUUGUGUUUCACGGGGUUUCUUAGAUAUGAUGAAGCAAGAUCUUUGAAGUGUAAUGAUGUGUCAAUUUAUGAUGAUUAUAUUUCUCUUAAUAUUGCUAAGAGUAAGACAGAUCAGUAUAGACAAGGUAAUAGUGUAGUCAUUAGUGCCGGUGUGACAGAAGCUUGUCCGGUCAAAAUGGUAAAGAAGUAUAUCAAUGUGGCUCGGAUUUCUUUAGAUUCCAAUCAUUUUUUCUUUAAACCGGCAUACAGGUCUAAAGGAGUUAGUGCGCUUAUAAGGAAAGACAAACCUUUAAGUUACACGACAGCUAGAGAGAGGGUAAUUUCUUUGUUGAAAGAAGUAUGUGGGGAUGCAAAUCUCGGAUUGCAUUCACUGAGGGCAGGUGGAGCCACUAUGGUUGCUAAUACAUCAACUAAAGACAGAUUGUGGAAAAUACAUGGUCGUUGGAAGACAGAUAAAGCGAAGGAUGGAUAUGUUGUAGAUACAUUAGAUAAUAAACUUGAGGUGACAAAAUCCUUAAUGCUUUAGGCAUAUUAUGAAUGUUUUCCAUCAUAGGAAACGUGUUUAUUUUGGAUGUGGAGUAUGAAUUGUCUUGGAAAAACAGAUAUAAUGUCCGACAAUAUGUUUUUUUUUUUAUUAAAGAAGAGUAAUGAAAGAAA